Messenger RNA from Lymnaea stagnalis (great pond snail), 11939 nucleotides. Lineage: Eukaryota; Metazoa; Mollusca; Gastropoda; Lymnaeidae. The record is from the annotation of a GenBank genome assembly.
CAGCUUUCAAAAUGGUUCUCUCCAGCUAACAAUCAAAAUAAUCAAAGAAGUAAACUUUUCACCCAAGAAGGCAUAUUUAUGCAAGGCGUAUUUACCGUUAAAUUGUUUAAUUUAAUUUUAGGCUGAUAUAAACCAAAAUGACUAUGUUUAUGCCUCCCAUUCAAAGGAAAAAGAAAGUUGAAGAAAAAUAUAAGUAUGUAAAAUGUAAAUGUAUUACUGGUAUUAGUAUUCAGUAUUCAGUAUUCAGAAUUCAUAUAUUUAUAUUCGUCUAGUCUAAAAAGUCAAAUCUAGUCCUAGGUUUUGCUAAAAGUAUUAGUAGUGUACAGUAGUAGAUUAGUAUUAUAUGUUAUAAGUAGUAUAUAAGUAAUUCACCCAUUUUUAGAUUUAAAAAAUAUGAAUGAAAUGUUUUUCAUGAUAACUGUCAUAAAGUAAAGUAGAGUAUCUCUUUUACUACACUUACUCUUACUCUUAGAUUUAGAUGACUUCCCUUAUUCUUAACUUAGACCUAGUACUUAAUGUGUUAUUCCCGAAUUUUAUAUCCACUUCAUUCAUAAAAAACACUUCACUUGUGUAACUUGGAGAUUAUCCCCUUUUGUUACAAGUCCAAGUACUACACUUACACCGUACAAGUUAUAGAGAAAUGACUAUGACUGUACUAGUACUCAUUACUAGGAUAAUAAAAUAAAGGAAAACAUUAUAAAAACAAGAUUUAAAAUGGAGUAAAUGAUUGUUAAGUGCAAUGUAAAUAUCUAUUAUACUAAUACUUAAAUUAUUAAUUUUUGGGCACCAAAUUUGGGAUUUUCUAAGGCCUAACUGUAUGACCCCGUUUGCCAGUUAUCAUUGGCAUCAAUUUUUUUAACAAUUCCAUUGAGAAUUUUUUCAUUCCAUACUUUUUUUUAAAGCAUAGUUUUAGUAGUCAUUUGUCUAGAUAUCCGUUAUUUUAAAAAAAAAUUUAAUUUUAAAACCAGAAUUAUAUUUAUAUAAAAACUUAAAACUGUAAAGAUUAAUUUAAAUAUAAAGAUGGAGACAAGAAAAUAAUGAAGUAGGGAGGUCAUGCUUUUAGAAAUUAAGGACAAUAUUACAGUUUAAAAAGUCACUCAAAAAAUAAAUUUGAUAUAUAUUGCACAAGAUUUCUCAAGGCAGUCCAAAAUUUUUUGUGCUACCCUAUAUAUAAAUAAUUAUAAAAAGUGUUGGACUGCGAUAAAACUGUAAAAUAGAUUAAAUAGACACCAACAAUUUGUGUCAAUAUAACAAUAUAAGGAAAGCUUUAACAAUAAUUUUACAGAAUACAAAAACAUACGUUUCGGCACAUGGCUUCAUCAGUACACCAAAUAGACAAAUAAGUAUAAAUUAAAUUUAAAUAAUAUAUAUAUAUACAGAUCCUACCUAAAAAGGGGAGAAAUAUAGGAGUGGGCGAAAAAAUCAGGCAGAAACAAAGUAAAGAAAAGUGGAAAGGAAGUGAUUUGAACCAUAUUGUAAAAACCAAACAGGAACAAGACAUGGCAGCUAGGUAUAAUUGUGGAUUUGUUUUAUUCCAUAUGGAGACAAUGUACCAAAUAGUGUUAUUAAUUUAUUCUCCAUAUAAAUUCUAUCUGUUAUGUUAUUAGUAUAUAAUAUACCAGUAACUGUGAUGUCUGAGGUUAGGGCUAUUGAAAUGUUUGGAGACCGGACAGAGAGCUUGUUUAUUUAUGUUAUAGAGGUGUUCUCUGAAUCGGUCUCCAAGGCGACGACCUGUCUCUCCUAUGUAUGCUUUACCGCACUUUUUGCAAAUGAUGGUGUAAAUGAUGUUGCUAAAGCCAUCUUUUAUUCUGAAUAUUUCAAAAGGGAAAGUAAUCCUAUCAACUUCAAUUACAUUGGGACAUGUGUUGCUACUGUUGCAACUUUUGGUGCCUUUAUGAGCUUGAUAGCAGGGAGGUGGCUUCUAACUAGCAUGUCCCUAAGGCUCUUGUCCCUCGGGAAAGCGGAAAGAGGAGGUUUUCUGAAAACCUCAUUGGUGACCAGGUCUGCCAUAAGUCAAGUGCCCCCCCCCCUAACCGAUCAAAAAUAUGUACAAUUUUAAAAAAAAUAUUUUAUUUAACAAACUACCAAAUAGUAAUUUUGAAGCAAUUUUAUAAAGAAUAUUAGCUAGUGUCAUUAACUGAUUACAAUUAAAGGAAUAAAUGAAAUAUUACUACGCUCGAUAUAUUUUAUAUUCCGCAUAUUUCAGGCCAAUGUUCUUAGAAGGUUACGUUUUUCUAUUAUAAAUAUCGCUAUGUUUAGAAAAUUUGCCACACCCAAUUAUGAGCUGAAGAUUUGCUUCCUGUUAUUCGCAUUUAUCUUUAUUUUUUAUUUAAUUAUUUUUUGCCAGCUCACAAGUUUAAACACUUUUAUAAUACUGUAUUAAACUACAUUUGCUUCAGUUUUAAGGUAAUUUUAAAAGGGUUCUCACUAAGUAUCAAACGUGAGCAAUCUUUUCAUGUUUUCAAACUAUAUGUUAAAAUAAAAGCAUGGCUUUUUAAGUAGGGAAUUGUGUUAAUUAUAAAUUGAAUGAUGGCAUCAUGCUUUAAAAAAUUUUGUUACUUUAUUAUCAGUGUUUCUUUCAGCUAUCUCUCUGGGAGGGAACUGCCAUGCCCCCCCCCAACCCCCAAGCAGGAGUACAAUGUGUACAACAAUAUAAAAAAAUAUACUUAUUAAAAAUGACAAAAUUGUCAUUUUUAAGCUGUUUUAGAAAGCAUAGUAACUGGUGUCUUUAACCGAUUACAAUUAGUGGAAUUUACAAAAUAUUGCUAGGCUCGAUAUAUUUGAUGCCGCCAAUGUUUAAGGCUAAUCAAGUUGUAGUGUUCGGUUAUAAAUAUCGUACUGACAGCUCCUGUCUUACUUUUGUUUACUCCUGUUGGCAUAUAUCGCUAUUUUUAUUUAUUUAUUUUUUGCAACUUCACAAGUGUAAAGACUUUAAUGACACCAUAUUAAAAUACAUUUACAUAUUGAUAAAGUUCUACAAUUUUUAUAAUAGUUAGUCAAGUAUCAAACAUGUGCAAUCUGUUUUCAAAUUAUAGUUAUUCAUAAAAGCAUGACUAUUAAAAUAGGGAUAGGUGUUAAUUAUAGAUUGUAUGAUGGCAUCAUGCUUUUUUUUUCUAAUUAAGAAUUUAAAGGUCACCACUAAAUAGUGCACAUUUUAUCAGUUAUUAUUAAAUCAAAAGGUCUUUUAUUUUCUUUAAAUGCAUUACUUUUGUUUCAUAGUUUCCUGAAUAACAGAUUUGUAUAAAAGAAUACUUAGCCUAUAUUUAUUAUUAUUAACUUCUAAACUACUUUUAUCUUUUUAAUAUCAGAUUAAUAAACAAACUGCCCCAUCCAUUUGGAUCGCACUCAUUUUUUAUAUCAUUAAUUUUAUUUUAGACUAGCCAAUAUACCCGGCAUUGCACGGGAUUGCAUUAGGACCCCAUCCUUGUGUGACCCCAUUCCGAUUGGAACCCUAAUCCCAUUCUGACACCGAUCCCGUCGCAGUCCCGUCUCCCGGUUUUAUCCCAAUCCCGGUGGAUCUAUUCAAGUUUGGGAUCCCAAUCCAGGUGGGAUCCCGAUCCAGGUGGAAUCCCAUUUUCUGGUGGGAUCCUGAUACCUUUGGGAUAAAGAUUAUGAUGGGAUCCCAACCCUUUUGGGAUCCCGUAUCAAAAAAUUACUCAAUAAUCUAGAUUAAAUUUAAUAACCUGCUCAAAAUGUGUAAAAACUACUUUUCUAAUUAUAUUUUAAAUACCAUAAAAAUCUUCAACAAAUGCCAUAAUUAUACUCCUUUUUCUUUUAAAGUUAAUCACGGGGCCCUGGGGGGGUCCAUUCCAUAACUGUACCGAUUUAGUUAUGCCUGAGAUAGGGGCCCUACAAAUAUCAGACGGAUAAAUAAUAGAGUUAAAUUUAAAAUUGGUUCCAUUAAAAUCUACUAAAAAUUGCCAUAGAUAUAGCUUUUUUAAAAUGAUCGAAACUUUCUGGAAAAUUCUAGAAUGGAUAUUAUUCGUUUUAAACCCACCGAUAUAUCAAUACAGACAAUGAAGGGUAUUGCUACAACGCUAGGCGUAUAUCCAUCAAUUCGUAUAGAAACUUUAGUGUUGUCUAAGCCUAAUGAUAUUCAUAUUCAUAUAGCUUAGAUAAGGAAAAAUGAACUGGGCCCCCCGGCCCCAGAGAAAUGGAUACUAUGAGUUCAGUACCCUUCAGUAUUUGAAUUUGGAUCAUAAAGUUUAUGUGUACAAGUUUGGUCAAGAUCCAUCCACUCAUGUAGGAGUAUUUGUUUCUAAUUAUUUUUUAUAUAGCUCAUAUAAGGAAAAAAACGAAUUCGGGGCACCCGGCCCCAAACGGAAUGUUAUAAAAAGUUCAUAACCCCUUAAGAUUUCCUUUUGGAUAAUGAUGGAUAUAUGUGCCAAGUUUAGUCAAGAUCCAUUAAUCCCUGUAAAAGCCUUUGUGGAACAAACAAAUCCCGCCACAAAUAAACAUUCACUUUUAUAUAUAUAUAUAUAUAUGAUAUGAUGAGAGUCCAGUAGAAAGCUAAGAAAAAAGUUUUUGUGAACUAGCACUUCGCUUAUCAUGCCAAUUCCAUUUUUUGGUACGUGUUUUAAAAAAAAAUAUUUUUCCUAAUUCAUCAGUUAAAAAUAGAUUCUGUGGAUUUAGUUUAAAAUAUUUUAAAGUAUAGCGAAUGGGCAAUUUAAGAAAUUUAUAGCAGUUUGAAAUUCCAAAUAAAAAUUCCAAUCUACUGAAUAUUGGAAAUUUAUACUUUAUUUGCAUACGAUUUUCCUUAGAUAAAUUCACACAUUAAUAAAUAUUAUGUCUUUUGUAAACAACUGAUGUCUUCUUAAAAUAUUUAUGCCGUUCAUAUACAAUUUAUAAAAAUGACCAGUUUUCAAAACCCAUACAAAUGUAUAGACCUUUCUAAUUAACCUUUUUUUUUCUUUUUGACUCUGGUAAAAUUAGGAAAUAUUUAGAAAAAUUAGUCUAAGCAUUAUAAUUAUAAGUAAGUUUUUUUUUCCAUUAGCGUUAAGCACAUAAAAUAAUGUUUUCAGUGGUUUUUAGUGAUGGAACCCUUUUUAAAUAUUAUUUUUAAAAUUAAUUUAUUAAUAAAGUAGUUAUCCGCGAAAAUAAUGUAAAUAAAAAAUAAAAGCCACAUUACAAUUUUUACUAAUGUUAAUUUUUUUUGUGUGCACAACACAGGCAGGUCAAAGUACUUUUCGGCCCCCCCCCCCCCCCAACCCUGCAAUGAAAGAUGAUAAGUAUGAAAAGUUUUCACAUCACAUCUUUAAACCCCUCAAAAUAUCCGAGGCACCCUGCAGUUGUAGGGGUUGCUAGUUCUAAGGUUAGGUGACACCUUCACUUCUUAACUAGGAUCUCUUCCAUUCCUCUCCAAUUAAAUGUAGACUGUUGCAAAACUAAAUUAAGAUGUGAUAAAAUGCAUUCUUAUAUUUUAAAUGGAUCAAAACUUUUCUGGAGACUAUAAUGAUUUAAGGGGCGAGAAUGAUCUGGGGCAAAAGCUUACCCUCAGGAGUGACACAACUAGAGAGAAUUUAGUUUACGUCCCACUGGUGCGGAAUUUAAGAUAUCUUUAGUCAUUUUGAUGGCAAAUUUUUGCGCUUCCCUCCCAAAAGUUUGAAAUGCCACCUAAAAAUUGUCUGUAAUAUACAACAAAUUCAAGUAUGCGCCAAAAAAAUGCACCCUUGCAUUUUGAGUUUGCCGACUGUCUUUAGCACCCUAAAUUUAUGCAUCCAUUCCCUUACGCUGAUCAAUGUUACAGUAUGGGGUUGAUUAUAAGCUUGUGCCAAAUGAUUACCCUGGAGCACGCCAAGAAUGGAGUGAAGUCAGUUUAUGUAUGACAAUGGGCGCCAAGACGCCUCCCACAAAACCUUAAAAAUGUUCCUCCCUGUUCAAAAAGUAUAAUAGAAACAUUGAAUUCGGGUAUACUUAAAAAUACACCUAUUGGUUUCAACCUCUCCACCAAUCAAGAUUCACCGGCACCCUAGAUUUCUGCCCAGUUCCCGAUGAUAAUGAUCGCCGAGUUUUGUAUCGAUAGAUACACUGCUUAGUGGCGUAGCUACUAUUAGGGCUGCCAUGAGCGGCCAAAUAAUUUUGCCAUCCUCACUUUCACGAUUAAAACUCUGCAGUUGUCAAAAAAUACCACACAAGCAUAUUGUAAAGAAAAAGUGACACCUUUGUAGACCACUCCAUCCGCCCUAUUUCGACGCCACUAGCAGGGGUGUAUCUACAGUGUUUGACGUUAGGAGACAAGAUUCAUUUCUACGCCCCCUCCCACCAACUCUGAAACCCAUUAUUUUCAGCCAUUAAAUAUCAUAAAAGUCGGUUCCCCCCCCUCCCCCAAUACCCCACCAGUCUUCCGCCCUGGGUCGUACGUCCCAUCUGCCACCCCUUAGCUAUGCCACUGGCACUGCCCCCCCAAAAAUCUGAAGUGCCCCCCCCCGGGUAAAUUUCUGAAAGAAACACUUGUUUCUCUUGCUGUCCAUUCAGAUAUUACAUUACAGUUAUUAUGUGUUACUUUUAUUUGAUUCUGUUUUUACUGGUAUUUGUUCACUGAUGAAGGCUUCUUGCUAAAAUGUUCAUUGUUUUGUUGCAUUCUUUUUUUUCCAGGUUUUCCCAUACUUUGUUUUGCUUGUUUCCUUCAUUUCAGGAUCAGUCUCAUAAGGCAUUUGAUUAAGUAUCAAUAGCUACUCCAUCAUCUCGUGUAGACAGAAGUAUGCCAUAUGUAUAUAUUAUUAUAUUAUAUUAUAUAUAUAUAUAUAUAUUUUUUAAUAUUUUUUUUUUCUGUAGAUUUUGAUUCAAAAACAAAUUAUUAUUUUCCACUUAAGUCCAGAUACAUUUCGAGUCAUAAGUGAUAAUGCUGAAUCUGAUCACACAAAGUACAGAGCUCUUCCUUAUAGAGCAUCUUUUGAGCCCCAUUCUCCAUUACAAAACUCCACACAAUUCAACAGCUGGGGAAGAAAUGAUAUCUCACUUCCUUUAAGAUCAACUCGAGUCCUGCCUCAGCCUUUACCAGACUAUCGCAGACACAACCCUCAAUCUAGAUCUUGUGGAUUUCUUGACAAAAAUGUCAGGCUCCUAUGUGAACCUGUUUGUAAUGUAAGAAACCUCUGGAAUCUUUAUUAUACAAUUUUUUUUUAAAAUUAUAAAGAACGUCUUCUGAAAAUAAGCUGAGCACUAUUUAAGUAUUUACUCAAUGAAUUUGAUUUGAAAUUUGUUUUCUAACAAUAAGGAAAGAUUUUUAUUUACAUUUUUUGGUUGCAUGAAUAUUUUAAAUCACAUUCUCUUUUGCCUGGUGUGCCCUAUCAAAGCAUGUAGUUGGUGUAUUAAGUGUGUUAUGUUAUUUGCAGGUGCAUACAACUGAAGUGCAAUAUGAGGAAGGAAAAUGGUGGCCUGCACGAGCUAAUCCUGGAAACCUGAUUGUCCCCCCUUAUGCAGAGGAUACACAAUACAGAAUUGAUUACAAUUAUAGACGUGGAGAAAACCCAAAGGGCUGUGGAAGACAUACUGCAAAUAUUAACCGGGAACCAGCUUUAGGGGCUAGUGAGUUCAAUUACUAUAUUAGAAUUCUAGCGGAAUAGCAGUACUUCACUACAAUUUUUGAGUCAAUUAUUAAUAUAAUAGUACCUGGUAUGUAGUUUUAUUGAAGUUUUCUUUCCAUGAAUCGGUAAGAUUAAAAGUCUGAAGCUGAAAUUUUCUUAAGAAUGGCUUUAAAGUUGGGAUGUAGCUGAGGGAUGCCUAUGCAGUAACAAUCUUCUCCAUGUCAGGAUAUUAAGAGGGUACUGGGGAGCAUCAUAAGCACAAUGAGAUUCCCCGAUCUGCAUCAACUUAUUGUCUCUGCUUUAACGCAUCAAUGACCCUAUGUCCAACUGCAGGUAUUUUUUCUGCAUGAAUCACAACAUUAAACUCCUGUCCUUCCGGAACGUUUUCUGUUAUUGUUUUAAAGUCUUUACAGUAUGGAUUGUACUCAUGCAACAUUUUUUAAAGUUUAUGACUUUAAAUUACUGGACUUUACAACAGGAAAGAGGUUAGAAAAAAAUUGUAUACCUCUUUUUCAUCACUGCCAACAAAAUCUAUUUGUAAACAUGAGGGAUUUUUUUGGCAACACUUCCUCUGUGAUAAACUUUACUUAGAACUUGAACCUUAAAAGUGGGCAUAAAGUUUCCUUUGUACAUUCCCUGAACUUCGAAAGGUGUGAACUGAAAACAUCCAAUAUAUUUUAUGUUUGUCAAAAAAGUAAUGCUGAGAUUCUGUCAUUCAUGAAUUUCACUCCAGCAACUUUAAAAUUCUACCAUUGAGCUUUGUUUAUUGUCAUGGCGAAGCAGAUUUGUCAGGAAAUUUCAAUCACUCUAACUGUAAGAGAUGGAGGGAAUCAUGGAAAUUCCGGUUUUUAAAAACUGUUUAUCCCGCACCACAGCUUGUGGAGAUGGUUGCUUCAAUGGCAUUUUUAUGUAAGGUUUGAACCUGCAGCCUUGAGCCAUUACAAAAUUUAGUGGGGUGUUUAUCAGAUUUCGCAGCAACAUGAGUGCGAUUUUUCAGACAAAAAUUAUGUGGUGAAAUCCUUAAAGUGUGAAUAACCUCUACUGGAUUGUGAAUCACAUCCUCUAUCCCAACCACAGAGUCCACAGCUGAUAUCUCACCAUCUCAGUAUGAAGUUGUCAAAUAGAGUAAUUUAUGCUUUUUGUUAUGUUGUUUUGAGGUGUAUGCCAUAUCAAAUUAUCUGUGAGUAAAUUUCUCAAAUAUGAAGACCUGAAUAUCUUUUCACCCAUUGUCUUUAGAUCUUUAAAAACUUCACUGAGAUUACCCGGAAUGUAUCCCUUGUCGUUACCUUUGUUGAAAUGCCCAUAUAUGAUUUGGAGAUGGAAGUUUGAGAACGCCUCUGUCUUUAGAUCACUUUUGAGAUGAACCCUCAUUUUAACUUGCAAGGAUCAGACUUAGAAUUUAGACCAUAGGUGGGAUGACUUAAAUAGGUUUUAACUUUAUCAUUAUCAGCACGCAUUCCUCAAGAAAGGUGAUAGUGUCUGCCUAAGGUCAUCCAACAGUAUCAUAAUAAUCACACCCAUAAGGCAUUUACUUCUUAAUAUGUCCGGAAGGAUUCUGUCCAAAGCUCUAUUUUGAGCCAUGGUGCCCUCAUAUUAAAAAUCCAUAUUGUACUCCCAAAGUUUCUGAGCUGUAUUACACUAUUUUGAAAUGUUGCACAAAGUAGUCUCAGAGUGAUUUAAGGUGAGAGGCAAAUUGAAGGCAGAGUUAGCUGUCUUUCCGCCAUUCAGAAAUCAAUAUUUUCUAUCCAUUUCUUGUGCUAUGAAGCAAAAGAUUAGUUACUGCGAACCAUUCAUUGAAAAUAAAUUAUGGUCAAAUCUCACGUUUUUCAACAAAAAUCACUUGAUAGAAACCCAUAGCCAGUUCGCUGUGUCCUUUCUAAUUAUUCUUAUUUCAUUUAAGUUUGAGUGUAUCAUCUUUCAUGUUACCAAGUUUUAAGAAUGUCUAAAAUUGCUUAACUAAUUAAUUUCUAUUUUCACUGUCAGGGGUAUUUUUAAGAACUCUUGAUUUUUCUAUGACCAUGACCAUUUCAGCAAUUAUGUUGUCACCCUUUUCCUCCUUACAAUAGUCUCACUUAAGUGUGAAUUAAUUAACAUUUGUAAGACUUAUUAUCGGUAUUUGAUAAUUAGCAUGCACACCUUUAAAAAUUUCAAAUACCUACAAUUAAAAUGAAAAUGAAAGCAAUAAAAUUCUAAUUUUGAAAUAACAUGACCAACUAAUACCUAUUAUCUUUUUCAAAUUCAACAGAAUGAUCAAACAUAAUUCAAAUAUAAUAGUUUCUACAUUUAAUGGUGAAAUUUAAACCUUAGAGAUGUGGUUUAAGAACUUAAAAUACUAGAAAUAACCAUGGAAAACAUGGAGGGCUCCCCUUAGCCCAGACCACUACCAUACUUUCUCUCUGGAGCCUUCAAGACUAUCGCUUUCUGUUCCCCUACCCACACAUCCCUCCCCACACCUCCCCUUUCAAAUUUUACUAGAAAUUAACAAAUCAUUAUUAUUUUUAUUUUAUAUUUUUUUUACAUAGAAAAUGCAAAAACAUUUCUAAAUUUUCUUAGUACCUGUCAAUCUUCUGAAAGAAAGAGAUGGGUCUCAAAGACUCUACAAGGAAGGUUUAUCCUUUGAACACCAGUAUAACAGCCGAAAGGAUCCUAAUUAUCCUAUUCGAGGAAAGGUAUAACUUGAUGUUUUAUUUGUUUUUGAAAAAGUAGUGGUUCGGUAAUACAUUUAAAUAUGUCAAAGUCUCUUAUUUCAAUGCAUGAUGUCCUUACAAUACAACGAAUAAGAUUUAAUAAGCCAUUAAAGUAUACAGCAGGUUUAUCAAUUAACAAUGAAAAGAGAAAUUUAAAAAAAAAAUAAGGACAAGUCUUUUAAAAUUUCAUAAAUUUUUGUCUUAUUUUUAAAAAAUAACUUUUUUCUCACAGCGUCAUGGAGCUUUUGUAUGGGACCGCAUGGAUCCUCUGAGCCAGAAGAAGUUUAUAGAUUAUUAUAGAAGAUUAGAAGAAGAGGAAAGAAGGGCCCAGGAAGCUGGUGAAGAGGGUCCAUUAAAAACUUGCAGUGCUCCAGUUAUUAGAAGUUCAAAUCAUAAAGAUUUUACUCCAAAGAAGAAACCGGUGUAUGUUUUCAAGAGACGAGGCAGCAACAUUCUGAAAUGGGAGGACUGUCAAAAUGCUGUACCUUCUACACCACAUACAAAUGUAUCUGUUGAAAACAAACGAAAAGAUCAGAAAGUCACUCACAGUUUAGAUAAACUUACUGCGAGUAAUCUUCCAGAUUUCAUUGAACAUAAUACUACUGAUACCAAAGAGACAAAACCAGAAUAUAGUCAAGAUUUAACUGAAUGAAUAAAAUGUGGAAAUAUUUUAAGCACCAUAAAACAUGAUGUUUUAAGCCUUUAUAUAAAUACCUGUUAAAAUAUUCAAAUUUUAAGGAAUUUAAUCAUUCAAAUUCAGCAUAACUUUACACAAAAAAAAUCAUCAUUCUAAAUUACAUGUACUUGUAAAUUGUCACUAUAUAAUUAAGGAAACAUUUGGUGGUCACCAGAAAUAAGAAAUGUUUCACUGGUCAAGAUUACCUAGCAGGUGGGAGUUUAAUUAAAUUCACCCAUACCAUGCAACUAAGUAAAUGGUUCAUUAACUACUUACCAGUGCUCAAUGUUAUAUCUAAUAGAAUUAUGCUCAUAAAUUCUUGCUACACAGAUAUAUAUCCCUCAUAAAUUAUAGUUUACUUGUCAAAUAUCUAAAAUAUUGAAGAUAAUCAUAAAUGAGCUUUAUUUGUUGAUAAUGGAAUGUGAUAAUGUUAUAAAAGCACAACAGUUCUGUUUGUGUGAAAGCAACUAAAGUAUUAGUAUUUGCAACAGUAUGUACUUUCAAAGGAUCUAUCAUCUAUAUUUUCAAAUGUCUUUCAUAAGAUUGUGCCAUGUCUUUCUGAAAUUAGAUUUUUUUCCCAAGAGUUAUGUAUCUCUUUUAAGUAAUUAUUUUAUUUUUAAGGCUUAGGUAAAGUAGUGUUUAUUUUAAUAGAAUUAUUCAAAUUCAAGUUUCAUAUAUAUUGCGUUUAUAUAUUUUGAUCAAUAUAUUUACGAAAUAUUAAAAUUUUAAAAAGUACAUUUCAAUAAACUAUCGCCUAUAUAAAAAGAUAAAAUCCCCUUCCCGUUAAUUCUGUAUUUGUUUCAGAUAAACUAAUAAUUUGUUGACAUUAUCAUCUCCUCGUUUGUAGCUAGUUUUAUUUUUUAUUUCAAUAUUAAUUUCUAAAAAAAAUGUAUAUUUAUUUCAGUCUUUAUUACUAUGUACCGUAUUAGCUUUUUAAUCUUCAUGUUGAUUAAUAUUUUGUCUGCGUAGAGAUCUGAUAUAAAUUAGUUAAAUAGCCCAAUAAAAAUAGAUUUACUUUUAUAAAUUAUGAAAAUACCAUGUAGUAUUACU